CCACACUUAUUCUAAAAAAUUUCAAAAUCCCAGAGACGUCUUUGUAUACGUCACAGGGUCACACUCUCCCUUCUCUACACCCAGAUCUCCCAAAAUGAGAGAGUGCAUCUCCAUCCACAUCGGUCAGGCCGGAAUCCAAGUCGGCAACGCCUGCUGGGAGCUUUACUGCCUCGAACACGGCAUUCAGCCUGAUGGGCAAAUGCCGAGUGACAAGACCGUCGGCGGCGGAGACGACGCCUUCAACACCUUCUUCAGUGAAACCGGAGCCGGAAAGCACGUCCCCCGCGCCGUGUUCUUGGAUCUGGAGCCCACCGUCAUCGACGAGGUGAGGACCGGAACUUACCGUCAGCUGUUCCACCCCGAGCAGCUCAUCAGCGGCAAAGAGGACGCCGCCAACAACUUCGCCAGAGGCCAUUACACGAUUGGAAAGGAGAUUGUGGAUCUGUGCUUGGAUCGGAUCCGGAAGCUUGCGGACAACUGUACUGGGCUUCAAGGGUUUCUGGUGUUCCAUGCCGUCGGAGGUGGGACUGGAUCUGGGCUUGGAUCUCUGCUCCUGGAGAGGCUCUCUGUGGACUAUGGGAAGAAAUCUAAGCUUGGAUUCACUGUUUACCCAUCUCCUCAGGUUUCGACCUCUGUGGUUGAGCCUUACAACAGUGUUUUGUCCACUCACUCGCUCUUGGAGCACACUGAUGUGGCUGUGCUUCUGGACAAUGAAGCCAUCUAUGAUAUCUGCCGCAGAUCGCUUGACAUUGAGAGACCAACUUACACCAACCUCAACAGGCUUGUUUCUCAGGUUAUUUCCUCACUCACUGCUUCUCUGCGUUUUGAUGGAGCACUCAAUGUUGAUGUGACUGAGUUCCAGACCAAUCUGGUGCCAUACCCUAGAAUUCAUUUCAUGCUUUCAUCCUAUGCACCAGUGAUCUCUGCCGAGAAGGCCUACCAUGAGCAACUCUCUGUGGCUGAAAUCACCAACAGCGCCUUUGAGCCGGCCUCUAUGAUGGCCAAAUGUGAUCCUAGGCAUGGGAAGUAUAUGGCUUGCUGCCUGAUGUACAGAGGAGAUGUGGUACCAAAGGAUGUGAAUGCUGCUGUGGCCACAAUCAAGACCAAGAGGACCAUUCAGUUUGUGGAUUGGUGCCCAACUGGGUUCAAGUGUGGUAUCAACUACCAGCCCCCUACUGUUGUACCUGGUGGUGACUUGGCCAAGGUUCAGAGGGCUGUGUGCAUGAUUUCUAACUCCACUAGUGUUGCUGAAGUGUUUUCAAGGAUUGAUCACAAGUUUGAUCUGAUGUAUGCUAAGCGUGCUUUUGUGCACUGGUAUGUUGGUGAGGGUAUGGAAGAGGGUGAGUUUUCGGAAGCUAGGGAGGACUUGGCUGCCCUUGAGAAGGAUUAUGAAGAAGUUGGGUUGGAGUCAGCUGAGGGUGAAGAUGGUGAGGAUGAUGAGUACUAGAUAUUGCUCUAUGGUGAGGAUAAAAGAAUUUGCUUGUCUUCAAAGCUGUGUUUUGGGUUCUGCCAAUGGACUCAUUGGUCUGUCAACCAUGAACAAGCCAUCGUAGUUUUCUUAUUUGUGUAAUCUCGGAUUAACGGAAGCUUUUGUUUUCAAUAA
This is a messenger RNA of Rosa rugosa (rugosa rose), 1603 nucleotides long. Its product is annotated as tubulin alpha-2 chain-like. Gene Ontology annotation, molecular function: structural constituent of cytoskeleton; GTP binding. Lineage: Eukaryota; Viridiplantae; Streptophyta; Magnoliopsida; Rosales; Rosaceae. Bases 95 to 1447 code for a protein of 450 amino acids. The transcript has 4 exons. The record is from RefSeq and is a predicted model, not a curated record. Gene Ontology annotation, biological process: mitotic cell cycle; microtubule cytoskeleton organization. Gene Ontology annotation, cellular component: microtubule; cytoplasm.